CACUCUAGUCCAGCUGGUGGCGGUAAUACACCAUAAGUUGGCUUGUCAACCGCCAUUAAAUAGUACAAGAAGAAGAACCUGCAUAGAUAUUUGUGGAGUUGCAGUCCGUGGUCGCCAACGUUAACACUUAUCAAUAUGCACAGAACAGUGUUGCUGCGGGAUGAGAAGAUUGCCUUUCAGAGAUGCCAGAGCUGUUGCUCUAAUUACCAUUGCCCAUUCUGCGGACCAAAAGUGUUCAAACCCACCAUGAAUCUUCAUGUGGUGGACAAUCAUGUCUGCAACCACUUAUCUUUGGCAGUUCACCAUGAAGAAUUCCUGAUUGUCAAGUGCAACUUGCAGUGUAGAGAACAGGCACAUUUUCACUGUUGUUAUUGCCCAAACACAGUUAUAAGGAAAGUCCAGAUUGUAAAACAUUUAGCAUCAUGCAAAAAAAGACAAGUUCCACCUACAGAACCAGCCACUGUUGAACCAGCUACAAUCAGUGAACCAGUCACCUGUGAACCCAUUGUCCCCAGUGCAUCAGUUGACAUCAAUGAACCAGUUGCCACCAGUGAACCAGUUGUUCCCAGUGCACCAGUUGCCUUUAAAGAAUCAGCUGUGGCUGAAGGUGUCCCCUUGCCUAUUAAAUCCCUGCUUGUUCCCAAAAAAUUGCGUAUUCAGAAAAAAGUGCAGUGCGGUCAUUGUGGAAUAACUGUCAACAAGAAAAAUCUAGAUGUUCAUGUUAAAAGAAAGCACGCUGGUAAGAUCUGUGAUGUUAUGGAAGAUCGUCACCUACCUUCAGAGUGCAUCGACCCAGUGAGUGGUAUAUAUGCUGUUGAAAAGUCAUUUCACAGACCAUGUUCUGUAAUCCAUGUUCAGAAAAAAACCUCAGGUCCACAUCCUGUUGUCACGUGUGAAAUGGAUGAAUGCAUUUCCAGUGUAGAAUUUGCCGCUCGAAGUGGCUUUCAGCACUUUGAGUGUAUACAUUUGAAGUCGCUGCAGUUCUGUCCGUGGCCCAACAAGAUACCAGUUGUCCUUGAUGAAGAUGUUCUGGUAGACAUGAUAGCCCCAAAUGUCUUUGGGGAACAGACCAAGGCAACCUGUGUGGCUACAAAGGCAGCAGCAAAUUUGGCUGGUGUUACGUUGUCUGUUGAGUUGACCAUUGGAGGUCCUUCUACAAAGAAGUACAUUUCUGUGUAUGAAUCCAAAGUGUCAUGCUACAGCAGACUUGGUAGAGUCAUUGCUUCCUAUGACAGCACUCGCAACACAUGGCAUUGUCCCUGUGCUAAGCCAAGAGGAUCUUGUUUGCACCAAAACAUAGCCAGGUGGCAUCUUUUCCAGCUGCACAAGCAGUUGUUUGUGUCAUUACCUGUCGACAGACAUGCACAGUGCCUAGCACAAGAACAUGCUUGUUGAGAGCUCUCAAUGCAGAACACACGAUCCAGGGGGCGUGGUUGAAUCCAGAUUUAACUCCUCCCAUGUUACAUAUACCUAAACUUACUAGUCUCCACCCCGUGAUCCCUAAACCCAUCAACCUCUACCAUCUCCACCCCCGGAUGUGGAUCCAACCACACCCCAUAGAUCUUGCGUUCUGCAGUGAGGGGGCUACUGAGCUUGUCAGGAAAGUACCAGAUUGGAUUAUCCCCUAGUGGUUAAGGUUUCAAACAGAUGAAAAACAAAACACUACCAGCCAAAACUCCAACAGAAAUACUGUACAUCAUGGGCUCAUUUACAUUCCCAAACACCUUGUGCCAAAGAAGACUGUUUGCUCUGAAUUUAUGGGCCUGUGUUGAUUACUUCUAAAGGAAAGCUUAUAACAUCAACCGGCAUUGUUGAGGGAUUUUCAACAUACACAUGUGCAGCAACUGUGUCUAAAAUAUUGUUAUCAAGAGUGGACUGAUGGUCUGCACAAUUUUGAGGAUCAUUUUCUGAUGUCAUUACACAUGUGGAUUACCCUGCGCCAUUCACUCCAGCUGUAUCUGGUGCAGGGAGUGUACAGUUAUCAUCACUACAUGCAGGAUCGUGUGGAUGAUGAUGGCUGGGGAUGUGCAUAUAGUUCCCUUCAGACUAUCUACUCCUGGUUUUAGGAGCAAGAAUAUGUGGAGACAGCUGUGCCCACACACACAGAUCCAGCAGGCUCUUGUGGAUGAUGGGGAUAAAGAGCCAUGAUUUGUGGGUUCACAUCAGUGGAUUGGCUCCAUCAAAGUUCACGCUGUCCUUUAUCAGCUGCUGGGGGUCACUUUAAAGAUCAUGCUUGUCAGGCGGUGGAGUACUUGCGCACACUAUUCUAGGCGUAGCAUGGAGCGAGAACACUGGACAAAUACGCUUUCUUAUCUUGGACCCUCACUAAACUGGUGGAGAUGACCUGCAGACUACCACUGACAAAGGCUGGUGUGGAUGGAAGGGGCCAGAGUUCUGGGAUCAAAAGGCUUUUUACAACCUCUGCCUUCCCCAGAGACCCAAGACCAUCUGAGUCACGUGCAUGACACUUAUCCACUUUUAUUGAUACACAAGAAUUGUCAUUUCAAUUAUCAUAUCAAGGAGUGCAAACUGACAUGUCAUAAAAAAAGUGAUUUAUUAUUCAUUGUCCUCAAACAGUUUUAAACGUCUAUGCCUAUUUUAACAGCCGUUCUCAGCCACGCUUAAGGUUACUUUCAUUUCAGAAACAUCACGUAUGAUUUUCAGUCAAGCUAAAAACGGAUGAUAUUAAAGACGACAUAUCCUCAAGACUUUUACCAGUUCAUCAUACAUUAAAUUCACAAGAUAUAUUUGAACCAUUUACAUAAGAUAAGAACGAAAAAAAAAAAAGAAACAGCAGCUAAAAUAUCUUCUUAAAACGGCAAAUGUUUUCUUAUUCAUUGAUUAUUGCAAAGUCUGACUUUUCUCCGAGACCUUUGCGGGGAGACUUGAACCUCUACUUAACUAAUUUUGCCUUAUUAAGAAAUUCUUGAUUAGCCAAGCUUGGCAGGAAGUCAGCUUUUUUCUCUUUUGCUCAUUGCAUUCACAUAUAUACACAGCGUCAUAAAACUCUGAAAGUAUUUCAGUGCCAUCAGGGUUUUUAUGUGAUUGGUUCACAACACGUGAUCCAAGUUAAAUUUUAAGUUAAAAUUAUCUCCUUUUUCCUUGAUUCCUUUCUGCUCUAUGAUUGCAGGUAUAUUUAUGGAGCGUGGCUCCGAACUGUUCUGGAGUACUAGUGUCAGUCAUUACUAUUAUACUUAAGACUCCAAAUCACUGAACCCAGAACAGUGUCAAUUUAUCUUGACUGCUGAGGCUCCAUACCAAAUGUCCACAUACUGAUACUUCUGCUUACCAUUCACACCAGCAAUGGUUUAACAGUCUAUAUGUUACUUCAAAUUCUCUCUCUCUGAGAACAUUCAUCACCAGUCCCGUGCUUUCUUUCCGUCUUGAGAACUGGAGCAUUCACGGCCUCUCUUCUGUCCUGCGUGAGAGCUGCUCAGUAUGUGCUGUUCAGAGAAGGAUGAUGAAGCGUUCUUUAAGGCUCGUGUUCUGCGAUGCAUGUUCAAAAACCUCCCGCACUCCUCAAACCCACAAGACCUAGCAAUAUCUUCGGCUGUCUGUCCACCGUUGUUGCAAAUGCUGAGUGGAAAAUGGAAUGGUUAAUUAGAGAAGUGUUUCUCUUCAUAAGAUGGUUAUAGUUGUUGGGGAUGAUGUUUGCUUUUACAGGUAAACAAAGGGGCAUUCCUGUUAUGUUUGAGCUCUUUUGAAAAUUAAUAUGCCUAUGUAUGUCUAAUCUCAAGAAUUGUAUUAACUGUGCCUUUGGAUUGAUUAUAUAAACAUUGAUAAUAAAAUUAACAAAGAUA
Messenger RNA from Carassius gibelio (silver crucian carp), 3800 nucleotides. RefSeq lists its product as uncharacterized. The coding region runs from base 136 to 1395 and encodes 419 amino acids. Lineage: Eukaryota; Metazoa; Chordata; Actinopteri; Cypriniformes; Cyprinidae. The transcript has 8 exons. The record is from RefSeq and is a predicted model, not a curated record.